Molecule: messenger RNA, 1828 nt
Organism: Rhinichthys klamathensis goyatoka
Lineage: Eukaryota; Metazoa; Chordata; Actinopteri; Cypriniformes; Leuciscidae
Gene: camk1a
Product: calcium/calmodulin-dependent protein kinase Ia
Exons: 12
Coding region: 355-1533 (392 amino acids)
Biological process (GO): peptidyl-serine phosphorylation
Cellular component (GO): intracellular anatomical structure
Molecular function (GO): calcium/calmodulin-dependent protein kinase activity; ATP binding; calmodulin binding
Source: RefSeq, a predicted model, not a curated record
UGUCUGAACUGAUUUAAAUGUAGAAGCAUAGGCUAAUCUUCUGCAAUGACACAAGCUUUAAUGCAUGAUGUGGGCAAUACAGACAUUGCAUUAGGUGUCUGUCUAAGAUAACGUCGAUUUAAAACAGAAAACGCAUCUUUUUUCCCCAGUCAAUUCAUGUAUAGUUUCCUUGUCUGUUCAUAGAAGAUUAAUAGUGCAGGUGGCAUCAGACUCCUGCAUGCGCAUAUGCGCAGUGUCUGAAUACACACAUACACAUACACGAACAAUAUGCACCCAUUGGCAUAAUGCAUUGCUUGUUCAAUGAAGAUGCGGAGCACUUUGAGACAUUGUUCCUGAGUGGAAAUCAACUAUACAAUGCCUUUAGGAGAGGAUGAAAAUGGAUGGAAAAAGAAGACAACUGAUAUCAAGGAAAAUUACGAUUUCAAGGAGGUCUUGGGGACGGGGGCGUUCUCUGAGGUGUUCCUGGCUGAGGAGAAGAAGACCCAGCGACUCGUGGCCAUUAAAUGCAUCCCUAAGAAAGCAUUGGAGGGAAAGGAGAACAGCAUUGAGAAUGAGAUCGCUGUGUUACACAGAAUAAAACAUGAGAAUAUUGUUUCACUGGAAGACAUCUUCGAAAGUCAGUCACAUUUGUAUCUGGUCAUGCAGCUUGUAUCAGGGGGAGAGCUCUUUGACAGGAUUGUUGAAAAGGGCUUCUACACUGAGAGAGACGCCAGCAAACUCAUACGUCAGAUUUUAGAUGCAGUGAAGUAUCUGCAUGAUAUGGGCAUUGUGCACAGAGACCUGAAGCCAGAGAAUCUGUUGUACUACAGUAUAGAGGAGGACUCCAAUAUUAUGAUCAGUGACUUUGGCCUGUCUAAGAUCGAGGACUCUGGAAGUGUGAUGUCAACUGCCUGUGGGACACCUGGAUACGUAGCUCCUGAGGUCUUGGCACAAAAACCAUACAGUAAAGCUGUAGACUGUUGGUCCAUAGGAGUGAUUUCUUAUAUUCUCUUAUGUGGCUACCCUCCAUUUUACGAUGAAAACGAUGCCAAGCUGUUCGAGCAGAUUCUCAAAGCAGAGUAUGAGUUUGACUCUCCGUACUGGGACGACAUCUCUGACUCAGCCAAGGAUUUCAUCAGUCACUUGAUGGAGAAAGAUUCAUCUCAGAGAUACACAUGUGAUCAGGCUUUACAGCAUCCAUGGAUUUCCGGAGACACAGCUCUCGAUAGGAACAUUCAUGAGUCUGUCAGCGCUCAGAUCAAGAAGAACUUUGCAAAGAGUAAAUGGAAGCAAGCAUUCAACGCGACAGCAGUGGUUCGACACAUGCGGAGACUGCAGCUGAGCACCAGCCUAGAGGGGCCAAGCCAAAUCACCAGCACCAGCCCCUACCACAGACACCUGCUCCUCCCCGCUAAAGAGCUCGACCAGGAGGAGGAGGAGGAGGAGGAGGAAGAGGAGAGCAGUUCCCCCAGUGCAGACGGGCGUCGAGGCAGUGCCGACCGGGAUAGUCUUAGAAGCUGUGCUUACUGCUGCCGACCGACCAGCAGGAUCUGAAGCAGAACUCUGAGCCCAGAGGAACCCACACAUGCACGUCUACGGCUCCAGUCUGACCCGGAACACAGAGCUUUCCUGGUAACAUGCACUAGUGCUGCUGGUGGGACAUGACAUGAGGAGAGCGGGAUUGUUCCAGACAUUCACACUUGGGUAUUUCAUUGACAGAUAUAUGUAAUUCUAUUUAAACCAUUAUUUAAUUUGAUCUGAUUAAUAUUUCUGUACCCCGACCAAAGACAAAAAUGUGUUUAAGUUGUAUAUUUUAUGUAAGGUUUAAUGAUUUUAUUUUAUUUGAUUU